UCUAAUAUCGUCGAUAAGUAGGAUAUACGGUUUGGUAUCGAAGAGUACCGUGAGAUGGCGACUAUGGAACAGGUGCACUCGACCAAUCGGCGUGCGCGCAAUCCCCCUUGUCCAUCUACCGAUUAGCGCUCUGGCGGUGUCACGAACAGCGAUCGCAAUAUGGCUUCCGCCACCGCUAGCCUGUGAGAGUAUCUUCGAAGGUGACAACAUGGUGGAAUACGUAAGGGUGCGCGAAGCGUCGCGCGUGUGAAAAUUGCUAGUGUGGCCUUGUUGAGAAUUAUACAUCGAGUCGAUCGAGUGCCGAAGAAAUAGUGCAUAUGCUCGAAAAACAAAACAUUACGAGAGAAGUGAGAGAGAAGGAGACACUGUAUUCUGUUCGGUGGAGUAAGAUAAACUGUACGCACGGGCCACUAGUUAGAGAAGGAUAGAGUGACAGUGUGAUACAUCGGUUCGUUACGCUGGAGGUUUCUGACACGAAUGUGUAUCGGUUGAAAAAGUACGGAAUUCCGUGUGUUUGGCGUUCUUGAAGCGUGGUUCGACUCGGUGAUGCGAAUGUAAUAAUCGAAAAAAAAAAAAAAGGGAGUAUCAAAUCUUUCGAUGGUUGAGCACGGUGCGCGCGACUCAUACGUCGAAAGCGUGGCUCUGUCGGUGUGUGUUACGUCCCGUACACGCCGUAUCGUCUUGUACUCUUGUGUAUACGUGCGAUCUUUCGGUGUUGGAAAUUGAAAGAAGAUAGACAGACGGUACAUGAGUGUGGAAGAAUGAGAAAAAGAGUACAGAAGCACAGGGUGCACAUCGACGAGCACGACGACGUAACAGAGAGAAGAAGGCGCAAAAGAGCUAGCGAGUGAGCCAGGCGACGUUGCCAGAGUUUUCCUUCUCGCGUUCCCUACUGUACAGCACGUCCCUUCGUGCUCCGAGAAAGACCGAAACGGAGAAUAAUGUGACAAGGAGCGAGAGAAAAGUAGUGCGAGAAGCUAACACAGAAAUACAAGUGCGAGUGAGAUAGGAGUACUGAGUAGCGUGAGUCGCGCGAAAAGGAUCUAGGGAAUUUUUGUAUUCAAUCGCCGGAUUUGUCGAUUUAACUCGUUUGUGUCCUCUGGACGUGUGAUUCGUGAAUACCACGAGACGAUUCCAAAUGACGUACACACGAAACACGUGACACGUCGAGUUAGGCCGAUCGACAAGCCAUGAAGAAGCCACGCGUGGAACGGGACCGGCUUCGGGAGCGGGAACGACAGGCCCGCGCGGCGAUGUCGGUCCAGGCCGAACAAGCGGCUGCAGGAGGUGGUCCUGACACCAGACACCAUCAUCAUGGCCACCAUAAUCACGCUCACCAUCAUGUUAAUCCGCAUGCCGUCACCGCACCACUCUUCCGUGCUCCCGUCAGGGUGAAUCCGGACGCCCGGGACAGCACGACGCAGCAGAUUCAAUCAAAAUUAGGCAACUACUCGUUGGUGAAACAUCUACUGGACGAGCCUAAACGGCUGAUCGGCAUCGAGGGUGUACCGCCGAGCCCUGCCCCUCCGCCGCCGACCUCCUCGUUCCUUCGAAUGAGUUCCAGUUCGGUCGGCGCCAAUUCCAGGAGCUCGCCCUCCUCCCAAGAAUUCAAGAAGCCGGGAGGGCCUCGCCCCGACGCUUCCUCCUCCUCCUCCUCCUCCUCCUCCUCCUCCUCUUCCUCCUCGACGUCAUCUUUGUCUUCGUCGUCGUCUUCGUCGUCGUCGUCGUCGACUUCGACGUCGUCAUCGAGUCAUCAACGCGGCGGUUUCGUGAAGCCAGCCGACGGGAAGCCGCCGUACGGGGGCAGGGGUGGUUACCCCGGCCAGCCGGUGAAGCACGGGGGCAACAGCAACGAUCAUAGGAGCCACGGUUUAUUACCCGCCAAAGGACCGCCCACGAAUUCGCCCGGGAACGGAACGCUCGCUGGCAAUUCCAGUAUCGGGAAUUCCAGCGGCAGCAGGCUUCACUGUGUCGGCAGCAGACUGUCCAGGUUACCUCUCGAUAACGGAAGCUCGAGACCUGGCCCCACCGAGAAUUCGGCCGAUGUGGAGAAUAUAUUAAAGGAAAUGACCAUGCCACCCACGCCUCUCACGGCCAUCGCCCAGACGCCGAGGAAGGAGCUCGAGUCGAAGUUCACGUUCAAUCCUGUGAUGGCGAAGUUGACCGAAGUGACGCCGCAGGAAGCCACGAAGCCUCAACGCGAGCGGCACAACGCCAACAGGUUAUCGGCGGAUUUGGAGCGCGACUUAAGCUUGAGCGAGGACAGCGAGGAUGAGGCAAGCAAGGAAACGUCAUCGCAGACAACGAGGGGAAACAGAAGCCCCGACCUCACGGUCGAUUUAUCGAUACCGGCGAUGACGCCAGCCCCGCCGCCGCUGGCGCCCAUGUCGCCCAUGGGCCCGUCACCGGUCGGCCCUUUGUCGCCCGCGAGGCCGCUCAGCCCGAGCAGGCCGCCCUCGCCGCCCAAGCAGAUGACGCCCGAGCAAGCGAUCUCGCCCGCGCCGGUCAGCCCCCUGCAAUCGAAGGGCUCGCCGAGCCCCAACGCGCACCAGAGGCCGCCCAGCCCCUCGGGCCAGGCGAUGCAGAGCUCGGCAAGCGCCAGCUCCACGUCCGACACCGGAUCCGACUCCGGCUCGGACAGCAGCGACGACUCCGAGGAGGAGGCCAGCCCCCCGCCCGCCAAAGGCCCCUCCACCCCUCCCUCCGUGUCGCCAAAGAAUGAGAAUAUGAUAGAGGAGCCGCCGCCCGCGAUCGAGGAGCCCAAAUCGAGGAGUUGGAACUUGGAGUCGUUUUUCAACAAGACGAACGCCAUGCCCCACGGGGAACAGAACUCGGAGAACAAACAGGCGCAGGAUUGCAACAGGCGGCAAGAUUCGCCUAUGGUGACGGCGGUGGACGCCAGAGCGCACAGGAGCAAGGCGGCGCACGACUGGCAGCUGGACGAGGCCCUGAAGAGGACCCGCAACAUGACCAUGAUAAGCGUGCUGUACAGCGACAGCGACCGGCCUUCGGACCAAGAGAAGGGCCAGCCGGUGGAGGAGAAUCGGGCGCAGCCCGAGAAGCCGAAGGUGGACGCGAGGAAGCGUGGCCGGCCGAGGAAACCGGCGAACCCGAAGCCCGGCCAUCGAACGUCGGACGAGAGUUUGAAGAGCGGGAAACCUCGCAGCAGAACGAGAGGGGUGGGCAGCCACGUGAAGAAGAAACCGCCCCUCUCGAAGGCGAACAUAUCCACCAGCGAGGACGAGAGCGACGACAGGUCGCAGGGGGCGUCGAGCGACUCCGACAGCGAUCGACCGACCAGGGUUUCGCCCGGCGUCGCGGCCAUGAACGACAAGAGGCGAUCCAGAUUGAGCGGAUCCUCGAGCGAGGACGAGAGCCCGCCCAAGGGGAAGAGUAACAACAACAACGUGUCCGAGGACGACACCUCGCGUUGGAGAAGGAUGACCAACAUCAAGAGGAGCAAGCUGGGCGAUUCGCCGAAGAAACAGGAGAAGAAGAGCCCGGCCAAGGCGAAACCUAGAAGGUCCACCUCGCGGGUCAACAACGGAUCCGAUUCCGACAGCGAGUCGGAAAUAGUGAGGAAUCGUAUCCAGGUUGCCAGUGGGUGCAGAGUACCUCCGAGGCCGAGAGUCCCACCGACCCGAGAUACCUCCCCGGAAAACUCGGACAGCGACAACAGUCCGGGUCCAAAGUUGCAGGAGGAGGACGCGGGCAACGUACAGGACAAGAAGAAGAGCGACACUCUUCGAAAAGUGUUCUCGUCUUCGAUAGGGGGAGGGAAGGGCGGGGGCAAGGGGGGCAAGGGUGGCAAGGGCGGGGGGAAAUGCGGGAUUUUCGUGGAGGAGUACACGACGUCCGCGAACACACCGACCGGCGGGGAGAGCCCGUACAAGAGACCGUCGUCCCAGGCGUCGAACGUGACCCAAUCUUUCCCGCCGCUCACGCGCGUGAACGGCGUGCCGAGUUUGUACUGCAGAAUCGAGCUGAGCAAACUUCAGCACGUGUCGCAGUUAUCGAGGGGUCAAGAGUUGAGACAACGCACAGAACUUCCAAACACGAGGCCGUCGUCGAGGCAAGCCUCGACGCUCGUCCAUCAACCCCCUCGGCCGCCCACGCCGGAGGAAGGGGAGAUCGUCGACACGCCACCGCCUCAACAGGACCCGAGGAUCCACGGUGACGCGUUGCUGGUCGACGGUGAUGUUAAAAAUCGCGCUGUGAUCAAGGGCGAGCCUAUAUCGGACACGAAGGGUAAUUGCGGUAUAGGCCUCGCCGCGGGUGUCGUCGGUGCGGGUGCUAGUGGAGCGAGUGGUGCUAGUAGUACGGGUAACGCGCCCAAGAGGAAACGUAAUCCGAGUUGUAGUUCUGUGUCCAGUUUAAGUACCGUGUGUUCCAUAGAUACGAAGACGAAAGGGUCGGGAGAGCACAAAGACAGGAAGAAGAAAAAGAGGAAACAUGGCGACGUCGAGUCUGUUACCGUUUCGUCGAGGCCAUCUUCCAGUCAGCAAAAUGAUAUUCAACCCACGAAUCACGAACGGGAAGAAAAACCUGACACUAGUUUGUUGCCACCACCGCCACCGCCUCAGCGCGUUUAUUAUUCCUACUUUAAUCCUCAAAAUGAAGUUUUAGAGGAUCAGGAUAGGUGGGACCAGAAUCAGUACCUGAUGGAAGCGAAGCGGCUCAAGCACAGCGCCGACAAAGAGUGCGAGCUCACGGCGCAGGGUAUGCUUUACCUAGAGGCCGUGUUAUGCUUUUUACUUACUGGAAAUGCUAUGGAGUCGGAUCCUCUCACGGAGAGAGCGUCGUUUACUAUGUACAGAGAUACGCUCAGUCUCAUCAGAUAUAUUUCCUCCAAGUUCAAGAGCCAGCAGAACAACUCGCCGGAGAGCAGUAUACAUAACAAGCUGGCCAUUCUGAGUCUCUUUUGCCAGUCCCUCAUAUACUUGAAACUGUUCAAGAUGCGCAGACACGAAAUCAAAGAGAGUCAAAAAAUUUUGAAUGAUUAUCAUCAAAAGCCUGCUCAGGCAACAACGGUUCAACCAGAGGGACAGGGAACGCCAUCCUUGUCACCGACACCGUCACCCGCCGGUUCCGUGGGUUCUGUUGGCAGUCAGAGUUCCGGAUACAGUAGCGGCGAACUAGCGAAUCGGGGAGCAGCUUCGGGCCAACCGCAACCCGCUCCGUAUGUUAGCGUUCCACUUAAUGUGCACAACGCUAUGGCGAAACAAAACCAUCAUUUCAGUUUGUUGUUGAGUUGCCACGAUCUCUGGGACCAGGCAAACGCUCUGGUAACGGAUAAACAUAGAGAUUUUUUCAUCGAGCUGGAUGAAAAAUUGGGACCUCUCACUUUGAAAAGUUCUUUACGCGAUCUGGUACGCUACGUUCAAGCUGGUAUAAAGAAGCUUCGAGAUCUCUGACCACAGUGGCAUAGCCCCAGACCGCCCACCCCGAAUUACAUUACUUCUCUCCCACAAAAUAUGGCUACCUAUCCAACGAUAUAUACAUAAAAGAAAUGGAAUUAUUUGGAAGAGAUUUGGAGCAGAUUUAGAAAACGAUACGAUCGGCGUAAUCGUAUAAUGAUUAUUAUAGAGUAACGUAACGCGCGUUGAGAGAAACGUUGAAUUUGGAAAGAUGAAAAAUCGGGAGAGAAAUCGAAAUCUGUUCUCAUUUCAACGAAUAAGGAUUAUUCUGACGGGGUUUAAGGAUUCAAGGUGGCCUGGGGAGUAACGAAGAAAGCGUUGCCGACGACAUGAUAUACGAAAAUUCGAUUAAUCACGUUUCUUCGUUCAGGGAUUCACGGAAGCGUGUCCUGGCAUUUAAAAAAAAAAAAAAGAAAAAAAAAAGAAAAAAAAACAAACUCAGAGCACCAACUUUAUAGUCAAUUCAGAAUAAAACUCGUCAAGAAGAAAGAUCGUUGUGGAUCGGUGCGUAGAAAGAAUCUCUUCUAUUCUGUGCAUAGCACGCGUUACUUAUUUUCACGAGACACGAGAAUGGAGAACGAGCGUGUGAAAAUUAAGGAGAAAGAGAUCGAAAUGGAGCAUCGAGAAGAAUGCUCGAAGAAGAUGAGGGAGUACACUGGUCCCUAUUUUUUUUCGGACUGAUCAUUUUUAUAAAUUAAAAAUGGAAUAGAAUCGAAGAUGCAAAAGGAAAGGUAGAUUGGAUGGAUUAUAAGGGGAAGAGAAGAUGGAAUUAGAGAAGAUGGAAUUUAGAAGUGCCACAGAAGCGCCCGUGUGUUCUCGCUUUACGGUGCGCCGCAGCCGACGUUACCUGAAGCAUGAGUUUCGUCUUGGCGAUUCGAGUGCGAAGAAUACACAAUACAAAAAUAUACAUAUAUGCAUAUAGUUUAUUACCUAUAUAAAUAUAUAAAUAAUUAUAAAAAAAAAAAAUAUAGAUAUGAAAAUAUAUUUAAUGAAAAGAGAACCAACGCGUUCGCGCACGCCGGCAUUUUGUUUCUAGCGGAAAACAAAAUUAAAAAAAAAAAAAAAAAAAAAAAAUAUGGCGACCGCGAAAAUCGCGAGGACUAGUUGAAGUUAGAGGAAAAAUAAAGAGGUGAAGAGACCAGGGAUGGGAGAAAUUUAGUGUGAUGAUGCAUUUCUCUUUGAGAUUGAGAUAUGCAUACCACGAGCAACAAGAUCAACAGUUGAUCCAAAUCGAUAGAACAUUACUAUUAUUACAUUACUAUUACUACCACUACUACUAUUACUACUACUACUAUUACUACUACUACUACUACUACUACUACUAUUACUAUUACUACUAAAAUGUCUUACGUCUGUGAACAAGGACACGACUCUUUUUUGUAGAUAGGUUACGAAAGAAAAAAAGUAACUUAGAUUAGAUAAUUAAUAAAUACGCAACAAGGAAAACAAAGUUAAACGAUAACAGAAGAAAUAAAACAUAAACAUAUUAUUUACAUUACUUAGAAUUAAACGGGGAAAUAAGUAGAGGUUCUAGUGAUGAGGAAUAAAAAAAAAAAAAAAAAGAAUAUUCGAGUAAUUACACAUAGUGCAUACACCACAUUAAAAAUAGUACGAUUAUAAAGAAAGAAAAGGAAAAAAAAGGAAAGGAAAGGAAAGGAAAGGAAGAAAGGGAGAAAAACGUGCACAGACACCAAAACGAAGAAAAAAAAAAAAUAAUAAAAUAAAAUAUAAAUCAGCGCGUGGUAACUUUCGUUACACGAGACGCGUAGAGGGAAAACAAAAAAACACAAAAAAAAAAAAAACAGAAAAUCAAGCGUAACGGAUAAGUAAGUUGCUCAUGUGUAUAUUUUUGUAAAUAGGUAUUUGCGAGUGCCGCCGCCUUGAGGGUGACCUGUCGACGUUUAAAUCGACGCGACAGGCCGGCCCGCCCCAAUUUUUGCUACCACAAAUCUUAUCGAGAAUCAGGAAAUUUCUAGUAAAAAGAAAAAAAAAAUAUUAAAAUACACGUACACAAGAUGUUACAUGUCCGCCGAAUUUGUCCCGAAGGUUUUUUCCGAAUCCGAAUUUCUUUAUAAAUGCUUGUGUUACCUUCGAUCUUUAUUUGUACAUUGUAUAUAUAUAUAUAUACGUACAUAUAUAUACAUAUUUCUUUUAUCGUUGUUUUUUUCUUUUUUUUUUUUCUUUUUCUUUCUUUUUUUUUUUUUUUUCUAUUACGUUCUACUCGAUUCGAUCGACCACCUUUCAUCCGCCUCUUUCGAAUCGAUUAUCGCAUUUGUUCGAUAUCGCUUUCUUGCGUUUUCGUUGUUCUGUCACUGAUAAAAUGAACAAAAAGAAAAAAAAAAAGAAAGAAAAGAAAAAAGAAAAAAAAAGAAAAAAAAACAACCGUUAUGUCGCAAGAUGCGCACGCAAUUUAGCGAUUUUCCUAUAUUUUCGCAGCUGAUGGAAUGUGGUUUAAAGUAUACGAGGUUUGAAUGUGAAAUGGGGAAAAGAAAAGGAGAACGAAACGAAAAACGAAACGAAAAAAAAAUUAUUAAGAAAGAAAAUGUACUUUUGUCUUUCUCGAUAAAACAGCGAAUUCGAUUUGAUAUACGAUCAUUGUAACGAGGAGAUAAAAAACGGAAGAGAACAAAGAAAAGUUUUAGCAGUAAGUUAACUGGCGCGCGAGCAUUCGAAAGAUGAUUUAAUCAUUCCUUGGACCAGAAUCAUAAACAGAUGAUAAUAAUAAUAAUAAUAAUAAUUUAUCUGGAUAAUUAGUCAAACAUAUCGAAAUUAAAUUGAAUUAAAUUUUGAAUCUUCCGUGUAAUCUUUUCGUUAAUCUUUGUAACGAUAAUAUCGAAAGAGAGUGAGAGUGAGAGUGUGAAAGAGAGAGAGAUAGAGAAAGAGAGAUAAAAAUGAGAUAGAGAGAAGGAGAAAGAAAUUGGACCAAUGUAAAUCGUAGGGGAUCGUUUAAUAAAAUCCAUUGUAUCGGCCAGUUCGUUGCUAAUACUUUUCUAGUGCUAGAGGAGAAGGAGAAAGCAAUGAAAAUAAAUAGAGAGAGAGAGAGAGAGAGAGA
Apis mellifera (honey bee) is the source of this 8469-nucleotide messenger RNA. It is a transcript of the gene lilli, whose product is annotated as AF4/FMR2 family member 4. Gene Ontology annotation, cellular component: super elongation complex; nucleus. The transcript has 18 exons. Gene Ontology annotation, biological process: regulation of gene expression. The record is from RefSeq and is a predicted model, not a curated record. NCBI's taxonomy places the organism in Eukaryota, Metazoa, Arthropoda, Insecta, Hymenoptera, Apidae. Bases 1191 to 5414 code for a protein of 1407 amino acids.